Messenger RNA from Symbiodinium pilosum, 2526 nucleotides. NCBI's taxonomy places the organism in Eukaryota, Dinophyceae, Suessiales, Symbiodiniaceae. The record is from the annotation of a GenBank genome assembly.
AUGGCUUCGCAAGCUGCAGAUAGCUUGAGCAUCACGUUCAAGCCUGUCCGACAGGAGCUGGGAGAAGGCAAGACAGUAGUCCUCACCGCGGGCGGUGAUCCCGUCACCUUGGGACGAAGCUCAAAAUGCACAAUGCAGGUCAAUCUUCCCGGCGUCUCCAACACGCACGUGGAGCUUAGACUGCUGAAGCCGAAGUCCGGGGCGCCAAGCGCAUCUGAUCUUCGCGUAAGGGACGUGUCCUCGAAUGGUAGUGGCCUCGAGGAGCCUGGAUCUACCAGCAAGACACAGAAGCUCAAGAAGGACACCGACACGGUCAUCAAGGAGGGUGCCCUGAUUGUCUUUCCACUUCGUAUGAAGGUGAAAACGGAAGAGGGACAGGCAAAGAUUGCGGUGCAGUACGCGGCGACUUCCUCCAAGGAGGUCCAGAAGGUGGCCGCUGUAGACCUUGAAGAGACGCCGCCGCCACCGGCUGCUCCUGCAGUGAAGCUGAUAGAUGAGUCCAAGCCACUGCCUCGGGCAGACAAGCUGCUACAGCAGUUGGAUUCCAAGUUGGAGGAGAUCUCAGCUGGCAAGCUGGAGAACGGUGACAAGACAAAGAGCAAGGAGCUGAAGCCGGCCGUAGAUGAAAAAGAGACGCCGGUAGCGGUGCCGGAACCCGAGCCUCCAGUGCCAGUGCCUGAGCCUCCAGCCCCGGUGCAGGAGGAGGAGCCAGAGUCUCCGGAGGAGCCUAAGGAGGAGGCCAAGGAACCGGAAGAGUCGGGCGCGAAGGCAGACGAUGAUGGCAGCAGCGAAGACGACAGCAUACACGUCGCAAAGAAGCAGGCUGCAAAGGAGAAGGAGUCAAAGCAAAAGAAGAAGCAGAAAAAGAAGGAAGAGGAGGACGCCAAGGCCAAGAAGAAGGACGAUUCUGAUGAUGACGAAGAUGACAAGAAGGACAAAAAGGACUCAUCAGAAUCCAACGACAGUGACGCCCCUAAGAAGAAGGCCGCGAAGAAGUCAGACGAUUCAUCUGACAGUGAGAAGGAUAAGAAGAAGGCCAAGAAGAAGGAUGAUGACUCCGACAGUGAGGCAAGCAAGAAAAAGAAGAAGGUUUCAAAGAAGAAGUCGGACGACUCAGAUGAUAGCGAGGAUCGCAAGAAGAAGCGGAAGCGAUCAGAUUCGGGCUCAAGGUCAAAGUCGAGGCGGCGCAGCAAGAGCCGCAAGCGCGAUCGCAAGGCCAAGAGGAGUCGCAGCCGCUCCCGAAGGCGACGCAAUCGCAGCCGCUCCCGCAAGCGUAGCGCCAGCCGACGAGACCGUCGUCGCAGCCGAUCCCGGCGUGCUCGCCGCAGUCGCUCCAGAAGGAGAAGUCGAAGUCGACGAGACCGCCGCGACAGGAGAAGUCCGCCCAGGCGAAAGGAGGAAGACCGAAAGGCCGAGGCAAAGCCUACCAACGCCGAAGUACGAGCUCGAAGCGGUGCUGGGGACGAAGCAGCGGCUUCGAAGAAGAAGGAGGCAGACUCUGAUUCCUCUGACUCCGAGAAGAGGAAGAAGGACAAGAAGGCUUCGGAGGAACCACCUGCCAAAGCGGAGGAUGCCGAGGAACCUGCCAAGGAGGAUGCGGGAGCAGAAGAGAAAGAAAUCGAGGACCUCAUCCCAGAAGGUAUGGAUGUAGAUGACAAGAAGGCCUCUGCGGCAAAGCAUUCUCUUGUGAAUCCUUUACAUGCUCGUACGGCGAAACCCGGGGGCGAAGCCGUCGAGAAGGAGCCUGGCGCGGAAGGGGUGGAUGCUGAAAAGAAGGUCGCAGCCAUGCCGAAGAUCCAGUCGACGCCAAUUGUGAAUCCGUUCCACAAGCGCAUCGCCAAGCAUCAAGCUGAAGCUAUCGAGAAGGCCAAGGCCGAGUUCGAGGCAAAGGCGAAGCUGCAGGCCGAGGCUGAAGCCAAGGCCAAAGAAGAGGCCGCAGCCGCCAAGCAGGCCAUGCCACCAGUUAAGGCACCGCCAGCCAAGGCACCUGCACCUGUCCAGCCUGGUCCGGUAGUGGUGCCACCCCCAACGGUUCCAGUGAAGGCUCCACCUCCGCCUCCGCAAGCUAGCACCCCCAAUGCCCCAGAGCAGACUGCAUCAGCCCUGCGAACCAUGUUCACUCCAAACACACAACCAGAUGUGAAAGCACCACCGCCAGCAGCUGCGCAACCAACCCAGCCAACCCAGCCAAGUCAGCCCUCAGGCUCAGGCGUGUCAGGCGCAAUUUCCAAGGCGGCGUCACGGCCCCCACAGACCAUGGAGCAAGCACAGGCUGGCAUAGCAGCGGCUCCCGCAGCACACACAGCAGCCACAGCAGCACCCGCGGCAGCGGCGGGUGCAGGAAUGAUGGCAUACAACGCUGGGCAGCCGGGAAUGGCCGGCAUGCCCAUGGGCAUGGGAAUGGGCCUGGAUAUGAUGGGCAUGAGCGCGAUGGGUAUGCAGGGCACGGGAAUGAUGGGCAUGCCAAUGGGAAUGUUUGGCUUGGGAUACGAUCCCAGUGCCAUGGGCAUGCAAGGCUCGGCUUGA